CAAAUAAAAUGAUGGAUUGGAGCGUCGCCCCCCUUAAAUUAGUUUAAUUAAAACCACAGUCCACAGAGACAUAUCCAACGCUGCCGCCGCUCGGUGGCAUUAGGAUCCGAUUCCGAUUCCGAUUCCGAUUCAGAGGUGAAGUAUCAUCACCCAACUCCUAAGCACGCCGCAGUGUGGGCUGAGAAUGAGCUCCCAGUUAUAUCGUCCCAGCCGACUACCCAUUUGCUUCUCCCUCGUCCUCAUCGCCCUCUUUACAGUUUUCGGCAUAUUCAUGUUAGAUCUCAGAUCCCUUGAUCCAUCGGACCACCCUCCCAUCCAUCGUAAUCAUAGCACUUACCUACCACAAACCUUAGAGAAACCGGCAGCUAAUUCGAGGUUGGUUAUGAGAGGAUCGGGAUCGGGAUCGGGAUUGGGGUCGGCGUCGGCAUCAGGUGAUGUCAAGACCAAGACCUGCGCGACCGUUGAGGAGAUGGGCGAGAUCUUCCGUAGAGGUUAUGUGGAAGAAAGCCUCCAAGUGAGAAGAACUAUUCGCCAUCACUUCUCCAUUAAUGGUGCAGCAAGAGUACGAGAGCUGAAGCCACAAGAAUUCUGCCGCCAUGGUUUUGUCAUCGGAAAAGCGUCAGAAGCUGGUUUGGGAAAUGAGCUGUACAAGAUCUUAACUGCUGCAGCAUUGAGCGUUAUGCUGAACCGGUCAUUGAUAAUUGGGCAAACCAGGGGUAGAUAUCCUUUUGGUGAUUUCGUCUCAUAUUCCAAUGUCUCCUUCACCCUGAAAGAAGUCAAGCACUUGUGGAGACAGAAUCGCUGCCUGACAAGAUAUGGGAGGCAUCUGACAAUGAGGAUUGAUGACUUUCAGAAGCCAACCAAAACUGAUGUUCUUUGCAGUAAUUGGAGAAAAUGGGUGCAACCUAUCAUAUGUCGAUCUUCAAUCAGGUUCCAGAAUACUACAGAUGCCGUGGCUGCUCAGUUUUUCUUGAAGAACAUACAUUCUGAAAUGAGGGAGGUUGCAUCUAAUUUAUUUGGAAAUCCCGAAAAUCUUCAGUACAGGGCAAAUGUGUUUGGGGAGCUCAUGAGGAUUCUAAUAUACCCUUCAAGAGAUGUUGAGCAGGCGGUACAUUGGGCUCUUGAUGGCCGCACAAGUCCUGAUAUUGCACUGCACAUGCGAAUGAUGAUGAACAGAUCUGUGAGAGCAAAGAAUGCAGCCUUGCGUUGCAUGAGAGAAGCUGUGCGUAAUGUUCCAGUGGUGGGAUCGAAGCCGAAAGUGGUUUUGGUUUCUGAUACACCUUCUAUGGUGAAAGAUAUUUGCCCAAGUCUGGAGGAGUUUGCAGAGGUUGUACACUUCGAUUAUAAAAGGUAUGAAGGAAAUGUAUCCGGUGCUGCAGCAGGGGCAGGGGCAGGCAGCCCAAACACUCAGAAAUCUAACAAGGUGUUGGAUUUCAGAGUGAAGGACUGGGGUCCAGCGCCCAGAUGGGUAGCCUUUGUUGAUUUCUUUCUGGCGGCGCGUGCUAAGCAUGGUGUUGUCUCUGGAGCUCACCGACGUGUUGGAACCACAUACGUGCAGUUGAUAGCAGCGCUUGCAGCAGCAUACAGACUUGAUGAGAGCAAGAGCGCAUCCAACCAGUCCAGCAUUGCAUUCCUGAGCAGCUUCCAGAGCAAUGCCCUGUCGGAAGGGUUGAAGAAUCAGGUGGGGUGGGGGCACGCGUGGAACAGAUUUGCGGGCCCAUUGAGCUGCCGCGGCCAGGCGGGCCAAUGUGCUCCGACGCCCAUCCUCCCUCCGGCCUGGUGGGAUGGACUCUGGCAAUCACCCAUACCGCGCGACUCACGGCGGAUGGAAGCCUAUGGCGUCAGGCUGACAGGUUUAGGAACAUUCGAUGGGACCCACCUCAAUGACUUCUGUAGGGCCAGGGGGGAGAGGGAGAGGGAGACCUCAUUUGAUUUUCUACUUUGAUGUUACUACUAUUACUGUAUCUGUAUGUAGUAUAACUAAAUAGCCGGCCUGACGGGCACGUGACUCUCUCUCUCUCUCUCUCUCCCUCGCCAUCUCUAGACUCACUCGCUAUAUGCACACAAUACAAAUUAGUGAAGCUAUGCUACAUAAGGUGAUUGAUGUACACUUGCAGAGAAACAACCAAAUUUCACAUAAUUAAAACAAACAAUUGCUUGAUACUA
Andrographis paniculata is the source of this 2166-nucleotide messenger RNA. RefSeq lists its product as uncharacterized. The record is from RefSeq and is a predicted model, not a curated record. The transcript has 7 exons. Bases 185 to 1945 code for a protein of 586 amino acids. NCBI's taxonomy places the organism in Eukaryota, Viridiplantae, Streptophyta, Magnoliopsida, Lamiales, Acanthaceae.